CGCGCAGUGGUGAAUCGGCCCCGAGCUUUAGUGGUCGAAUAGCGGCCUGCCCACAGCUCUAGCGGCUGAGUGAAAUGCGCACUGACGUGCUGGAGCCACUGCAGCUCGUCCCGCCCCGCUAUUCUGGCCAAGCUCGCCUCCAUCCAUCGCGACGCUUCCUCUCCCUUGCAUAGAACUUCAUCCUCCUCACCCUCACCCGUAUUCGUGCUUUUUAUACCGGCUCUGAUGCCUCCUCGACACUGAGCUGGUUCCCGCAAGACCACCUGCCCCAUCCUCUGAGUUCCGUCCUGCCUCCCCCCCGAACUGGAAGGCCCUCGGAUAGCUUUCCCCCCGCAGCAUGUCUAUCCCACCACGAGGCUGCAGCUACCGCAUUUCGAGCCUUGCAACCGCCCUGGUUCCCCAUCGCUGAAGCAGUUCAGUUGAGCCUUCAACACUCAGCAUUGCCCUGCCGCCAUGCCGAAGAAGGGCUCGACACCCCCGAAGCGCCCUCUGGCGGCUGACAAGGGGAAGGGGAAGGCCAAGGCCGUUGCGGACGACGACCAUGGCAGCACCAGCGCCAGCGCCAGCGCCAGCGCCGGCAACAGGAGCGACACGACGCCGCAGUCACAGACGACUCAGGCUGGGCCGUCGACAUCCAACACGCUGCUUCAGCUGUCGAAACGUAGGCGUGGGCUGGGGGUUGUGACGCCCAAUGCCUGCACGGAAUGCCGCAAGAAGCGAGCAAAGUGCGACGGCCAGCAGCCUUGUGCGCGCUGCAAAACCACAAAGGACGCUGACUGCGUCUACGAAGUUCCCGUUCGCCAAUCCAAAGAAACCCUGCGUACGGAAAUCGAGUCCCUGCGCUUGCGCCAGCGCUCCUCCGACCAAGUCUUUGGCGCCUUGAUACAGCCGCAUCUGUGGGAAGAGGUGCUGGCGCGCCUUCGCGGAGGCCAGUCCGUCGACAGCAUCUCCGAGUGGCUUGGGAGCGUCAAUGUCACCGAGGCCGCCCCGAGCUCGAUCUAUGCGCAGCAUGCUGAUCCCACCAUGAUGGACCACAACUUGGCCAUGGCAACCUAUGGUGCUUCUGGAGCUCCCAUUCCGACCAUGUCUCUCACAAUGGAUCCCGGGUCGAUUCCCAUGGAGAUGGGGGGGCCGGCCAGCCCUUGGCACUUUUCGUCGCAAAGCCAGGGCGGCUCGACCCGGAGCGGCUCUCACCCGGACCUCAUGAACUGGACCUCCGAGAUGAGUGUUGCACCACAGUCGCGGGUUGGCUCAUGGGCAGAGAGCAUGCACACCGCCCACCUCACCGACGGCAUGCACCGAUACCGGGGGAUCGAGCAAGUUCUGGCGCCUCUGAACGAGCCUGAAAUCAAGCAGCCGGCUGGGACCUGGACCAGCAUCACCAACGAUUUUAACUUGGUCCAGCACCUAUUGGCCCUGUACUUUUGCUGGGAGUAUCCCACCUUUGCUUCGCUCAGCAAAGAGCACUUUCUCCGCGAUUUUCAGGAUGGAAGACAUCGGUACUGCUCCCCAAUACUCGUCAAUGCGCUGCUUGCCCUUGGCUGUCGAUUCUCUACCCAGCCCAUGACCAGAGCCAACCCCAACGACCCCUACUCCUCCGGCGAUCACUUCUUCAAGGAGAGCCAACGACUCUUCAACGAGGAGACGGACCACCACUCGUUGACGACCAUCCAGGCUCUGGGCAUCAUGUCGAUCCGCGAGGCCAGCUGCGGCCGUGACUCGGAGAGCUGGUAUUACGCCGGCCAGAGCAUAAGGCUCGCUGUGGAGAUGGGCCUGCAUCGCAUCCACGACGAGGACGACGAAGAUGAGCUGGCAGUGCAGUCGGCAACCUUUUGGGGAGCCUUUGCCUUGGAUCAUGCAUGGUCUCUAGCCACGGGCUCGCUACCGCAGUGCUCGUGCUUUCCUCACCUGCCACCCAAACCGGCCAUCAUCAGCGACAUAGAAGCCUCGCUCUGGGUACCGUAUACCGACGACGGCGAGCCGUUGCAGCGGUCUUGCGAACAGCCAUCCAAUGUACGUUCAGUUUACAAGUGUUUUUGCGAGCUCAGUGAGCUUGUCCACCAGUCUCUUUAUGUUCUCCAUUCUCCCGGGAGGCCGCUUACCGCGCGGGAUCUCCUGAAUAUUUACACCCAGUACCUAAACUGGUACGACCGCAUCCCCGAGGUUUUGAGGUUGGGACACAACUUUACUCCGGCUGUCUUGUUUGCUCACAUGUACUAUCAUUUCGCCAUCCUCCUCCUCUUCAGGCCCCUGAUCAAGCUCCGUAUCAUCGGGUCCAAGGUAUCGCCGCGAGACGUUUGUUCGCAAGCUGCCGAUGCGAUCCAGGGCUUAUUAACGUCCUAUGCCCAGCUCUAUACGCUUCGUAGGACGCCGUCAUUUGUACCAUAUUUCGUCCUGACGUCGGCCAUUAUGCAUCUGGCGAUAGGUGCUAGCAUGGUCAAGAGCGACGGCUCUGAAACCAGCGAAGAGAAGAUGAAGAAGGCAGCCAAAAUAGACCCACGUGUGUCCGAGGCCCUCAGCCGGGGCAUUGCGGAUCUGACAGAGAUGGCGCCGUGCCACCACUUUGCCGAGCAAGCGUUGAACAUCUUGCGAUACCUGGCCAAGAAGUGGAACAUUGAGGUCAAUGUCGACGGCGACAAGGUGCCGCCGGAAGACCCCGACAACCUGGUGAGGCCUUACUCGAGCAGCCUCAACUUCUUUGCGCCCAACGUUCAGGAGAGCGACUUCAUGUGCGGCUGGGGGCCCAGCGCCGAGAUGGUGGAAACGCUGCAGGCGCCCAACAUCAAGAAGACGGCCGAGACGGCGGAGAACCCGCUCUUCUGGCCGUUUCCGAUGCAGGGGAGACCGCUGCUGCCUAUUGGCCCGGAACUGGAGCAGGCUGGUUUCAUCAAGAUUUGAUGCGGCUGUUCCUUUUUCCUCUUUUCUAUUGUAGUAAUACUUCGGGGUUGCGUACAUAUAAACGAAGCGGUGCGCCUCACGGACGCGGACUGGGUUUGGAUACCAUUGGGAACUUGCUUUAUCAUGGUGUGGAGGGAUUCUUGGUAUAUAGUAAAAGGAAUAAACCAAUUUGUUACUUGCUUCC
Molecule: messenger RNA, 3082 nt
Organism: Trichoderma harzianum CBS 226.95
Lineage: Eukaryota; Fungi; Ascomycota; Sordariomycetes; Hypocreales; Hypocreaceae
Exons: 5
Coding region: 454-2898 (814 amino acids)
Biological process (GO): DNA-templated transcription; regulation of DNA-templated transcription
Molecular function (GO): zinc ion binding; DNA-binding transcription factor activity, RNA polymerase II-specific; DNA binding
Source: RefSeq, a predicted model, not a curated record